AUGGGCGACCGGGAGGAGGAGGAGACAGCAAAGGCGGAAGACGCAGCCAUAGAGGAAGAUGAGGUCGACCCUCUGGAUGCCUUCAUGGUCGAAGUCACAGCAGAGGUGCAGCAGCUGGAGAAGAAGGAGCAGAAACGGGAUGCUAAAGUUAACAAAGGCUCUGGUAAAUCGAAAGGAGCAGAUGCUCCUGCAGCGGAGGUGGCUGGUAACGACGAUGGUGAAGACGAGGAGAUGGAGGGGUCGUCAGAAGAGGAGGAUAUUCUCGCUAUGGCAGCCAAGAGGAUAAAGAAGAAGGACAUACCGGCAGUGGACCAUUCCAAGAUCCAGUACGAGUACUUCAGGAAGGACUUUUACCUGGAACCCCCCGAGAUGUCGGAAAUGUCUCCUGAGGAGGUGCAUAGUAUGAGAUUGGAACUCGAUGGCAUCAAGAUCCGAGGUGCAGAUUGUCCCAAACCUAUUAGGAAAUGGACCCAAGCUGGACUUCCUCCAGGAUGUAUGCAAGUGAUCAAGGACAAACUCAACUAUACUGCGCCUACGUCAAUUCAAUGUCAGGCAAUUCCGGCCAUUAUGAGUGGGCGUGAUGUGAUUGCGGUUGCCAAGACCGGCUCAGGAAAGACGAUUGCAUUUAUCCUGCCCAUGCUCCGUCAUAUCAAAGAUCAAAGACCGCUCGAAAACAUGGAGGGACCAAUCGCUAUCAUCAUGACACCCACGCGCGAGCUGGCAGUUCAGAUCCACAAGGAGUGUAAAAACUUUUUGAAGGUAUUGAACUUGCGAGCAGUCUGUGCCUAUGGUGGCUCGCCCAUCAAGGACCAGAUUGCAGAAUUGAAGCGUGGAGCCGAGAUUGUCGUCUGUACGCCUGGCAGAUUGAUUGACUUGUUGUGUGCUAACUCGGGCAGGGUGACCAAUCUGAGGAGGACGACGUUCCUGGUUCUUGAUGAGGCCGAUCGUAUGUUUGAUAUGGGAUUCGAACCACAGGUCAUGAAAAUCGUCCAGAACGUCAGGCCUCAGAGACAGGUUGUUCUCUUCUCAGCAACAUUCCCCAAGCAGAUGGAGGCGCUUGCCCGUAAACUGUUGAAGCGCCCGCUCGAGAUUACAGUUGGCGCACGCUCUGUCGUCGCAGAGGAUGUCACGCAAGUGGUGGAGGUUCGCGAGGACGAUACGCGAUUCAACCGACUACUCGAGAUUCUAGGCCAAGCGUACAAUGAUGAUCCAGAGGCGAGAGUUUUGAUUUUUGUCAGUCGACAAGAAGCAGCAGACAACUUACUGAGGGAUCUGAUGCGUCGUGGCUAUGUUAGCAUGUCCAUCCAUGGUGGCAAGGAUCAAGUAGACCGCGAUAGCGCCAUUGCAGACUUCAAGUCGGGCGUUUGUCAGAUCCUAAUUGCUACAUCCGUCGCUGCCCGUGGUUUGGAUGUCAAGAAGCUGGGAAUUAUUAUCAAUUACGAAUGCCCCAACCAUAUGGAGGACUAUGUCCAUCGCGUGGGACGGACAGGUCGUGCGGGCAAUAAAGGCAUUGCCUAUACGUUCAUCACGCCUGAGCAAGAAAGGUUUGCACCGGAUAUUGCCAAGGCAUUGACAAACAGCUCGACACCGGUGCCACCCGAGCUACAGGUACUCGUUGAUUCGUUCCACGAGAAAAUCAAAUCUGGAGAUGCUAAGCAAACCGCCUCUGGAUUUGGCGGCAAGGGUCUGGAGAAGUUUGAGAAGGAAAGAGACAAGGUCCUGGCGAUCCAGAAGAAGACAUACGGUGCUGAUGAUGAGGAAGAUGGAUCAGACGGCGAAGGUGGUGAAGGCAAAGAACUGGUCUUGGAGGUCAAGCAAGUCCAGCCGGGCAUUACAGCUGGCAAAGCUGCUGCUGCUGCUGGCGCUGCUGCAGCGGCCGAUGAUACCAAUGAUGCCAAGUCGAAUGGUGCAGCGGCUGGAAGCGGUGCCGGCAAGGCUGCGCCCAGCGAUGCCUCAGAAGGUAAGCUUGUGCGCUUUGCGUCAACAAUCGGUGGUCCUGGUGGUCAUCGUGACAGCGGUUUUGCGCUAGAGAUCGAGAUUAACGACUACCCACCGAAGGCGCGUCUGAUGGUGACACAGAAGAUGAUGAUUAACCAGAUCUCGGACCACUCUGGAGCAGCCAUUACGACGCGAGGCGUGUUUGUGGAGGAGGGCAAGCAACCCCCGCCAGGCGAGCGCAAGCUUUACUUGUUUGUGGAGGGAGAUUCUCAGCUGGUGAUCGACAAGGCCAAGAACGAGAUCAAGCGUAUCCUGCAGGAAGAGACCAUGCGUGCGGUCGAGGCGACGAACCGCGGAGGUGGAGGUGGUAUGGGCCGAGGAGGAGGAGGGCGUUUCCAGAUCGUUUAG
This is a messenger RNA of Gamsiella multidivaricata, 2346 nucleotides long. RefSeq names its product P-loop containing nucleoside triphosphate hydrolase protein. The transcript has 7 exons. NCBI's taxonomy places the organism in Eukaryota, Fungi, Mortierellomycota, Mortierellomycetes, Mortierellales, Mortierellaceae. The coding region runs from base 1 to 2346 and encodes 781 amino acids. Gene Ontology annotation, cellular component: nucleus. Gene Ontology annotation, biological process: mRNA splicing, via spliceosome. Gene Ontology annotation, molecular function: RNA binding; ATP binding; RNA helicase activity. The record is from RefSeq and is a predicted model, not a curated record.